Molecule: messenger RNA, 798 nt
Organism: Penaeus vannamei (Pacific white shrimp)
Lineage: Eukaryota; Metazoa; Arthropoda; Malacostraca; Decapoda; Penaeidae
Source: RefSeq, a predicted model, not a curated record
AUGACUUCGAAGCAGUAUUGUUAUAUCGUCCAGCUUCCAGCUAAUACUAGUUACAGCAGGAAACCACACGCGGUGGCAGCAGCAAGAGUGAUAAUCCACGCCUACUCCUCUCAAGUCCCACUUAUUCCUCCUCGAGCCCUCUCAAAACCACGCCUACUACUUCUCUCAAGUUCUGCUUACUCCUCGAGACACCCUACUCUCCUCUCAAAGUCCUUCCUCCUCGAAGCCAACCACGCCUACUACUCCUCUCAAGUCCCACCUACCCUCGAGCACACCUACUACUCCUCUCAAGUCCCACCUACUCCUCGAGAGACGCACGCCCUACCACAUCUACCACUCAAACCAGGGCGUGGUAGACAACGAGUGAACCACAACACCACAAGUGACCCAGAAACAACAAACACACAAGUGACCCAGAACCACAACACUCCACAAGUGAACCCAGAACCACCACACACCACAAGUGACCCAGAACCACAACAGCCCCAAAGUGACCCAGACCCAGAACACAACACCCCACAAGUGACCAGAACCACAACACCCACAAGUACCCAGACACCACCACACUCACACAAGUCACAAGUGACCCAGAACCACAACACCCACAAACAAGUGACAACACCACAACAGAGACCCAGAGUGACCCAGAACCACAAACCCACAAGUGACCCAGAACCACAAACACCCACAGUGACCCAAACCACAACACCCACAAGUGACCACAGAACCACAACACCCACAAGUGACCCAGAACCCACAACACCCACAAGUGACCCAGAACCACAACACCACAAGUGA